GCUGAUCAGUUCACACAAUUCCAUGGUCGGUUUUUAAAAUUGUUGUGGUAUUGACAGGUUAUUUUGAUAUUUGUCGCGCACUUUUCUAAUAAUGCUAUAUAUACACAGUGUAGUAAUAAUCGGGAAAUACGAUAUCGUGUGUUUUUGAAGACCAUUCCAGAUAUUACGAUUUUAUAUGUUGUUUUUCUUUCUAGAGUUAUGCCCCUUGCAACACAUUGCGCUAAUAAUCACACACCCCCUCACCCAUAAUUAUGUAUUGUGUACCGUGUAUGCAGCAACCACACUAGUUUACCCGAGAUUAUAAACAUACCAACUGGUCUAUCAGUUCGUCAAUAUUAAAAUUUUAAUAUUACUCUGUUUUUCUGUACUACUUUAUUAUGGCAUUACUUGGGAAAUCCCGUGAGGGGAAUCACCAUCUCAGUGGCGGGAAAUAUCAUUGUUUUCCGCCAUCAACGGAGAUGGUCUCUCAUGGUAGACAAGAUAAAUCGGUUUGGUACGGAAUAUAGAAACACAAAUAGCACAGCUAACAAUGCUGUCCAUUCUACAAGAUGAUGCGACGUCCACGUUUGUUGGUCUGGUCGGUGCCUCUGUGCUGAAGUAUGGCUUUACGACAUGGCUGGCCUCAGGCCGUCCAAAAGUCUAUGAGAAGGUCGGUAAAGUUUCCAGUCUAAAACUUUACCCAGUCAAAUCGUGUCGGGGCCUAGACGUCAAAACGGCCGAAUGUACACCUCUAGGAUUGCGCCAGUUUGGAGUCACCGACAGACAUUGGGUUGUAACCUCACAAAACAAAUGGAUAACCGGUAACAAGGAACCGAAACUUACCCUAGUGACUGUUACCUUACACGAAGAUACAGUGGAGAUGACGGCCCCGGGUAUGGAACCUCUCUUGGUCCCACUCAAUCCCAAACUCGACACGGCAUUGAUCCGCCAUAUUGGCACCGGCGCAAACGCUAUAGAUACGCUGGAUUGUGGUGACGAAGCUGCGGCUUGGUUUGCUAAGCACACGGGAAGGGAAGGAGUCAGACUGAACUACUCUCAUCCUGAGCUGAAAAAACGGGAGUCAAUCAAUUUUAAAUAUCCAUGGGACCACUAUGCUAAACUCGGAGACCGGAUGGCCUUUUCAAACUACUGUGCCUAUAUGAUGAUGACCAAGGAAAGCCUUACUGCACUGAACGCUGAGCUAGACUCACCAGUAAACAUUAGCAACUUCCGCCCAAGCAUAAUGAUGGAGGGAUCGCCAGCUUUCCAGGAGGACCAGUGGGAAGCAGUAAAGAUCGGCACAGUUUCCUUCAGAAUGAUUGACCUGUGCUCAAGAUGUAAUCUGAUCAACGUUAUACAAGAUGAAGGCAAACAUUCAGAGGCUAAGGAACCUUAUACUACGUUGAGACGGAUCCGGUGUUUUCCGAAGUAUGGCGUCAAACCCUGUUUAGGUAUCUACUUGGCGUUGGACGUGGAAGGAACGAUUAAUGUGGGCGAUGACGUUUACGCCAUCCGGAUGUAGGAAUGUGUUCAUCAGGAGAAUUGGCAAAUGUGCUUACUACAAUAACUGUUUAUCGCAUUAAAAGAUAUUAAGAUAUAUUGGCUCGAUGACACGAUUUUGUUCAAAGUAAAUUACCAAUUAUCAGUAUAUAUGUAUCUUGGGGCUGCUAAAUCACAUUUAUCAUAUUUAGAAAAAAAUCACAUGCCUAGACAUACUAUAUAUAUGUGUAAUUUAAAAAGUAUUGUAUUUUGUUCAAAGUAAUACAUUUGUAGCCAUUAAUAUUUAUAUUUAUUUGGAUGCUGGUAAACCACAGUUGUCAUAUUCAGAAAAAAAUGACAUGCAUAGACAUAAGAUAUAUGUGUAAUUUAAACUCUAUUGUAUUUUUUUCUUCUAAUUUUAAAUUACAAUAUUAGAUAUGUUUUAACUUAUAUUCUAACCAAUUUCUUUAAAGAUAAUAAAUCGCCGAAAUAGGAGUAAUUAUGGUCGAUUCAUACAAUACAAAAAGUACAACCUACACUUUUACCACCCUCCAAAUUUUUAUCUUCUAAUUUCAUCUUUUAAAUAAAGAGAUAUAGAUAAUUAAUUGCAUCCACACGAAAUUCAAUUGUUCUCCGCAACUAUAGUGCAUGUGUAUCUUUCAUUCUUAUCAACGAUGCUUAUUAGAAUUCUGUUAUUACAUGUAUUUAUUUUGCUGGUCUUAAUUAUAUAUGUAUAUCUACACGAUGGGUGCUAUUUUAAGCAUUUUUUUGGCAAGCAGUGUAUAUUCUAUCGGCACUGUAUGCCAUCUGUAUACAAUAGAAUGAUGACGUACAUUAGGUUCUCGAAAGUGAAAACCAAUGAAACGACAUGAGGAAGCAUUGUGAUUCCUUACCCUUUAAAAUGUCCUCUUUUUAUCACGUGUUUUAUCGUUGCUUAUAUGACUUAUUUUAGCGUUCACAUCAUUAUGUAAACAACCGUGUCGCAUCAAUUAGCGCAUAGUAAGAUACAUUAGUGACACCAAAAAUGGUAGACAUCACCGGUGUGAAAACAAAUUCGUAAACGUAUUCCUCGAUAUCGAUAAUACGAACACAAAAUGUGAAAAUAAGUAAGGCGAGGAGAAUCGGGAGGUGUUCCGAGAGGGUAAGUGAUUUAGGUCAAAUAUAAAAUGUGAUCAUUAGUAAGGAAAGGGAAAUCGGAGGAGGUGUUCCGAGAGGGGAAGUGAUUUAGGUCAAAUAUAAAAUGUGAUCAUUAGUAAGGAAAGGGAAAUCGGAGGUGUUCCGAGAGGGGAAGUGAUUUAGGUCAAAUAUAAAAUGUGAUCAUUAGUAAAGCUAGGAGAAUCGGAGGUGUUCCGAGAGGUUAAGUCAUUUAGGUCAAAUAUAAAACGAGAACCAACCUGACAAUGACAGGUAUCACAUGUAGCUAAAAAGUAGAAUAUUUCUCAAAGAGACCACGAUGUCCCGUAGUCUUCAUCGGCCUACUUUGACAUUACAAUUCAGUAAUGUUGCUGACACAUUCAUCAUUUGUAGAUGCGAGUCCCCUAUUGAUGUUUAUUGGGUGAUGGCCUUUGUCCAUUUUGAAUUUUACGAAUUUCUAAACCAUUGAAUUUUGGCACGGUUCCAACCUUUAGAAUUCCGAUAUUGAAACUUAUGCAAUUUAUUGACUAUGGCCUCUGCUCGUCCAGAUUAUGACAUUUCUUUCGACCUAUUUAAAGUUUCCACAGUUUCAACACUACAGGCCAUUAUGACAUCACUGACGAGUUCUAGAAUGACGAAACAGCUGUAUGAUGCAAUUUAAGUCAUUUUUUCUCUCUGAUGUAUCAAAAGCUUAGUUUGUAUAGAAAAUGCUAAUAUCCUUUGUAGUCAUUUAAAAUUGAAAUUCGUUAGCGAUGUUGCCCAAGAAUCAUUAAAGAUAUCUUUCUAAACCUUUGGGAUAUGUCCAAUGUGGACCUAAAUUAUGUAUUUCGCAUCUUCAGCUUGAUGAGUUAUUCAAGUUAUAGAAAUUUCCCAUGGCCAAAUGUCAGCCAAAAUUGUGAAUUAUAUAGUCUCUGGUCCUAGGGGAUUGAGGGGCGGGGCCAAAAGGGGUAAAAUGACUGAAAUUUCAAAGCAUCUGACUUCUUUUCAAGACCCACAUAAGGUAGAGUCAAAUACUCUUCAUAGUUGAAGGGUCUCGAGGUGCUUUACCAAAAUUGUGAAUUUCAUAACCCUGGAGUCUCACGUUUCCACCCGAGGAGGUGUAAACUUUACAAUAGUUUAUACAGGGAAAUCAUUUUUUUUUUUACUGUCAUUUGUUGAAUAUCUAUUGGAAUUAAUUCUAACAUUUUUGUUAUGCGUAUUUUUUUUAUAUAUAUAUAUUGAUUCACACAUAUUCAUAUAUCUUUAAUUUACUAUAAAACUUGUUUUACAUAAACGUAUUAUUUUAAUCAUUGCUAAACGUAUUAAUAUUUAUAUUUAUAAUUAUUUAAAAGAUGCAUCUUGUUGUUGAUAUACGUUCAACUAAAUAAAAUUUCAAUUGGUUGCCA
Pecten maximus is the source of this 3977-nucleotide messenger RNA. RefSeq names its product mitochondrial amidoxime-reducing component 1-like. Gene Ontology annotation, molecular function: molybdenum ion binding; pyridoxal phosphate binding; catalytic activity. The transcript has 8 exons. The record is from RefSeq and is a predicted model, not a curated record. The coding region runs from base 530 to 1501 and encodes 323 amino acids. Lineage: Eukaryota; Metazoa; Mollusca; Bivalvia; Pectinida; Pectinidae.